This is a messenger RNA of Neopelma chrysocephalum (saffron-crested tyrant-manakin), 760 nucleotides long. Its product is annotated as cytochrome P450 4F22-like. The annotation marks the transcript as partial. The transcript is spliced from 3 exons. The record is from RefSeq and is a predicted model, not a curated record. NCBI's taxonomy places the organism in Eukaryota, Metazoa, Chordata, Aves, Passeriformes, Pipridae.
ACUUAUCAGGGGACAAUGCCACCAGGACAGACGAGAGGACACUGCCACCAGGACACUCGUCAGGGGACGAUGCCACCACACAUGGGGGGACGCUGCCACCAUUCUCGUGGGGUGACGCCGCCACCGGGACCCACAGCAGGCGACGCUGCCACCGGGGCGCGGCCGGUGCCACCCCCGUCGGGGCCAUGUGACCCCGCGGGUGCCACCGCCCACGGCCCGACCCUUGCCCCGGGUGUCCCCACGGCGCUGCCAUGGCGGUGGCCGCGGCGAUGGGUCCCCUGGGCGCGGUGGCCCUGGGCACCCUGGGCACCCUGGCGCUGUCGCUGCUGCUGCGCUGGCUUUGGGACGCGGCGGUGGCCGUCGCCCGCUUCCGGGCCACUUGUCGCCAGCUGAACAGGUUCCCCCUCCCGCCUUGGCGCAACUGGCUGCUGGGACACACCGGCAUGGCCCAGAGCACGGAGCAGGGCCUGCAGGACACGGACGCGCUGGUGGCCCGGUACAGCCAGGGCUGCCUGUGGUGGGCACUGCCCUGGAUGCCCGUCCUGCGCCUCUUCCACCCCUCCACCCUCCGGCCCCUCCUCGGAGCCUCAGCCUUCGUUGCCCCCAAGGACGAGCUGUUCUACGGAUUCCUCAAGCCCUGGCUGGGUGAGUGGGGGUUGGGGAGGGGGCAGGGUGGGGGGGCUGCACCCCUGGGUGGUCCUGGAUUGAGUCACGGGUCUCCCAGGGACAGGGGCAGCACCCCUGGGUGGUCCUGGAUUGA